Messenger RNA from Aegilops tauschii subsp. strangulata, 570 nucleotides. RefSeq lists its product as uncharacterized. NCBI's taxonomy places the organism in Eukaryota, Viridiplantae, Streptophyta, Magnoliopsida, Poales, Poaceae. The record is from RefSeq and is a predicted model, not a curated record.
AUGACUGACUUCCUCGCCAUGCAUUGCGAUGAGGAUUGGAUGAUGGUUGACGCCACCAUCAUCCGGUGGGUCUUCCUCACCGUGUCUAAGGACAUCUUUCACACUGUUGUUCGCGACGGUGACGAUGCCUACAUGGUGUGGACGAAGAUCAUCGGCCUCUUCACCGACAAUAAGCUCCAACGGAUCGUCUUCUUGCAGCAGGAGUAUUUUGGUUGUCACCAAAAUGACUCCUCCAUUGACGCCUACUGCAUGCGCCUCAAGACCCUCUCUGACGAACUCAAUGACGUCAUCUUCAAGGUUGGGGACGAGCUCCUCCUCGCUACCCUCACAGCCGGCCUCAACGAAGAUCUCGGUAAUGCCCCGUCCAAUCUUACUCUUAUGGCUAACCCUACUUAUGAACGGGCGGUGGCCUAUCUACGUCUUGAGGAGCGUCGCCUGAAGAACCUGCGGGCUUGUCCGGCUCAUGCCGCCUUCGCCGCUGGCUAUUCCCACGGCGGGUCUACAUUAGCACCUCCGCCGGGGGCCACGGCGCCCCGCUGCCUCCGCAGCCUCGCUCGCCGGUGCCUCUAG